Coregonus clupeaformis (lake whitefish) is the source of this 894-nucleotide messenger RNA. RefSeq names its product zinc finger protein 2 homolog. NCBI's taxonomy places the organism in Eukaryota, Metazoa, Chordata, Actinopteri, Salmoniformes, Salmonidae. Gene Ontology annotation, molecular function: RNA polymerase II cis-regulatory region sequence-specific DNA binding; DNA-binding transcription factor activity. The record is from RefSeq and is a predicted model, not a curated record. Bases 1 to 894 code for a protein of 297 amino acids. The transcript has a single exon. Gene Ontology annotation, biological process: regulation of transcription by RNA polymerase II.
AUGAAGGGCCCCCCUGAGCAGCAGGAGUGGAGCCCCUGUCUGAGACAGGAGGACCCAGAGCCCACACUGAUCAAGGAGGAUCAGGAGGGCAGGACCAGCCAUUGGAAAGAGCAGUCUCCUUACAUGAAAGACUCACCUCAGUCCUCACAUGCAUACCAAACUGUAGACUCAUCGGCACUCGCUGACACAGAGACCGGCAGGAGAAUGGGCAAGCUUCAACCAUGCCGUGACUCUCAGCCUCCCUCAGAGGGAAAUACAGACAGCCCCUCAGCCCGGAGUGAAAGCCCCAGUGAGAGUGAGAGCAAGGAGAGUGAUGCUGAGUACCAACAACUGCAAUUGAAAAACCCACACAGGAGAGGAAGUGGAAAGGGCCAGAGAGUAAGGGGUCAAAGUUUGAAGGUCAGCGGGAGAAAGGGAGCAGAGACCUCCUUCCAGGAGUCUCCAUCCUUCUCCAUCCAGAUUCAACAACCCUCAUUCACCUGUAAGGUCUGCGGCAAGUCAUUCAAGCACAUGGGCAAUAUCAACGUACACGUGAGAGUACACACGCAGGAGGAGCCUUACCGGUGUGGUGUGUGUGGUAAACAGUGCCGGUCCUCCGAGGAGCUGACGGGACACUAUGAGAUCCACAUCGGGGAGAAGGCCUACCGCUGCCACUCCUGUGGGAAGGGCUUCAAACAGGUGGGGGAGCUGACAGUCCACAUGAGGGUCCACACAGGAGAGAAGCCCUUCAAAUGUUCUGAGUGUGGGAAGACGUUCAUCUCAGCGACCACGCUCAGAGUCCACCAGAAGAUCCACACAGGAGAGUAUCCCUAUUGCUGCGAGGUCUGUGGGAAGUGUUUCACUCAGAAGGUUCACCUCAACAUGCACAUGAAGGUCCAUAUAAAGGGCAAAUAG